Messenger RNA from Hypoxylon fragiforme, 7705 nucleotides. Its product is annotated as phosphatidyl inositol 3-kinase. The record is from RefSeq and is a predicted model, not a curated record. Gene Ontology annotation, cellular component: nucleus. Bases 126 to 7493 code for a protein of 2455 amino acids. Gene Ontology annotation, biological process: telomere maintenance; DNA damage checkpoint signaling; protein phosphorylation. Gene Ontology annotation, molecular function: protein serine/threonine kinase activity; protein binding. Lineage: Eukaryota; Fungi; Ascomycota; Sordariomycetes; Xylariales; Hypoxylaceae. The transcript has 12 exons.
AAUCAAAUUCGCGCCAAACGCGUUGAGCACUUCGAAGCACUUCGAAGCACUUCAAGGAUCGAAAUAUUAAGAACAAGAAUCAUUAUACCCUGGGAUGUCUAAUCUUGGAUAAUACCUUCGACGCCAUGGCUCCUACAUCCCAUGGAAGAACUGGCCUAAUUGGCCGUGAAAGCCUUCUAAGUGGUUCGCUCAACAAUAAUAAUGGUCCACCACCUUCAACUUUGGCGGCGCAACUCGUGGAAAACAUCUCGACUUCAACUCGGUCUUCUAGACCAGAUGAGACAGCAGAGUUAAAGAGAUUCUUCAACAUUAUUGAAAAUGUCAAGAAUCAACCAGAGCUAUUGGACACCCCUAAAGAACGGAUGGAGCAUAAUCAUAUGCUAAUCUAUGUCUACACUCGAGUCGUACUGGAAGGUCUUAGGUGGGACGACCCCUUUACCGAUAAGGUCCAGCUACGCACAGAUGCCUUGAGAGCUGUAAACUUCCUCAAGAUCACCAUUAGGGAAACACCUGAAGUUCUUACUGUCAAAUCUAAGAAGUAUACCUUCCUUUUUAGAGAUGGUGAGCCCCUUUGGCUAUGGGUCUUCCCUAAGGUCUUGAAACUGUUAGGGAAUAGUCACUGCACUGAUCUAAAGGAUGAGAUUGAGCUAUUCUUCCGUGAAGUGUUUCUUACCGUAUCACAUACCGGCGUUCUAUGGCCUCUCCUACCGCAGUUCCUGGCAUACUUCAAGUUGAGCUUUGACGCAAUAAUCAACCAUUUCACAGACCUGAAAGCUGCCUCGACAAACCGGGAUGUCUCUCUCCACUUGCAGCUACCUCCUCAUUCGCUUCUUGUAACUAUUGAUAGUGGCAACUCAACUUUACUCGAGCAGCAGUGUACAUACUCUAUACCGCUGGCAUCGCAGGCUUUGCAACACGCCUUUGGUCUUUUAUCCAUCAUGUCGCUUCCCUUCACACACGAAGGGCUGGGACUGGAUAUCAUCUCAGCUUACCAGGAGUAUAUCCCAUGGCUUUUUGAUGCCUACCUUUACCUUCACGAAACCCAGACCCGGUGGCAGUUUAUAUUUCCUAGUGUUCUCCCCCAGUUCACGCAGAACGCCUUACGUUUUAUUGGGGCAUUCGAAAUCGCAGGUGGUGUGGAUGCUUGUGUCCAACAGAAAGCAUCCAUCCUAUUAGUCACACUUUGCAUAGAGAUCUCAGGUCAAUCUAUGGGAAAGCUCAUGGCCGAUGGACAAGAAAACUCAGACUACCAAUUGCUCUGCAUGUCGCUUACGAAGGUGGCCAAUGAUUGCCUGCAUUCUAAACCCAUAGCACGACUGGUUGCAUCGCAGCUGAUUCCGGCAAUUAAGAAGUUGAUGAUAGGCAACGAAGAUACUACAUCCGGCACUGACUUAUGGAGAUGCUUAGAGCUACUCCAGAAAGUUAUAGCUGACCCUGUACCGGCCUUGCCAGAUGUGGCAGCUUAUGCUGAUCAAUUUUCUGAUGUAGUUCUCCGUCGGCAAGUUCAGGAGUCAAACGUAGCAUCUGUUGAUUCCGCGGAUACCGAACGACAAUCCAAGCGUAGAAAGGUCUUAACUGAGCCAUCAUCGCUAUCUAGAGUAAAUACCCGACUAUGCGGCCUGUUGAGAGUUGAGGGUGAGGUAAACUUCACAGACCUGAAACCCAUCAUAGAGGAUCGAUUUGAGCACUCAUCUGAAUCCGACCUAUGCCGACUCAUCGAUAUUAUCGGCUAUAUUUGCUGCGCUGCUGAUGACACUCUUCUUAUCACCGACCAAAAGAGUGGCAAAGGUUUGCAACUUGACUGCCGUUAUUGUAAAAAUUCCCAAUCUACACAUAAAGCACCGCUCUGUCUAGAUAUUACGGCGAAGCAAACAGUCCAAGGGAUAUUUGGUUCAUUGGUCCAGCUACCCAGUUUCCUUGAGUCUAGAAAACCUCGAGUGACUGCAAUGGCUUCUUUAAGACGCAUUGCAAAGCAUUGUGUGGAUCUUGACUUUCUAGACAUAGAGGUUUCAAUAACAGCUCAGUGGUGCUUGAAGUCACUCCAAAGCUCCGUGAGAGAGCUCCGCAUUGCUGCUGGCCGAACCAUCACUUCGUUCUUAUCAGACCUAAUCCAACCGGAGGCUACAUCGAAGGUCUCGCGUAAGAAUUGUGGUAAUGUUUUGAACAUUCUCAGAUCACUGUCGGAGCAGGACAUACCUCAUCUCACCGAGACGUGUAUUAUGGCUUGGUUUCAAGUUGGAAGUAUCAUAUCAGACGAUCAGCUGAACCUCGUACUUGUUAAAUUGGUUGACUAUUUAGGCUACGAGAGUAUGAUUACAUCCGCAGCUGCAUUCACCGAGAUUGUAAAGUUAGCUCGCUCCCGGGCUAUGACUACACGGCAAUUCUUUGAACCAUUUUGGAGAUAUCUUGCCUUUUCUGCAACCAAGGACAUGAUAACUCGCCCAAAGUUAACGCGGUUAUUGGCAGAAUUGCUAGAGAUGAGCACCUCGGAGCUGCUCCUCCACAUUCAGAGUUAUGCUUUGCCUUGGCUGGUCCUCACCAAGAAAAGGGAUGUCAUCGAGAAAAUCGCCGAGGCUCGAGGCGAGAAAGAAGCCUGGCAACCUUGUCUUGAAAGCGGCAAUCUAGGCCCGAUAUUGGCACUUCUGCUGACCCAGGAGACUUCUGAUGUCCAGCAAUAUUCUAUGGAUUUGCUGAGAAACAUAUCUUCUCAUCUUGACAAGUCGGGAGGUCUUGUAGAGCUUCUUCGAAUAGAACCAAUCCCGACUAUUUUAGAGCUUUUGAAAGCUGCAGGCGAUGCCGAAGAGGAUCGCAAGCCUCAUAUCCGUAGUGCUCUUAACAAGAUGGCACAUAUGAUGCUAGCGGAGACUGGAGAGUUGAAGCAAAAGAAGGGCCAUGCGUUAGGUCCCUUCCUACAACGCUAUGCUUUGGCUCUUAUGGCUAGACUGACGCAUGUUAUUAACGAUGUAUCCAUACGCACACCAACCCAGGAGCGGAAACGUCACAUAAAAGCAAUGGAGGAAAUGAUUCGAAUAGGAAAGCGUUAUAUCCGUAUUGCUCGUCCACAGAUCUCCGCAUCUUUACAGGCAGCUAUGCUACUCGACGAGCUCCGACCUGCGGCCUUUUCUUGUUGGGCUGCGAUGCUUCUCCAUCUAGACGAGGAGGAUGUCGAAGCUCUCAUCGAGACAACCUUUUUCCUCAUUAGUCAUUAUUGGGCCUCCUUUGACGAAAUAACGCGAAAGUUGUCACAGGACUUGAUCGAGUCACUGUUAGAAAAUGAACGUGCUGUAAUAGAAGCGGCCAUUAGCAAACUACCAUCGUUCAGCCACAUUACUGAUCUAUCCAGUAUUGAAGCUACACUUAGCAAACUUCGUGAGCCUGUCGACAGUAGGACGGCCUUUUCCUUAUUAGCAGAGAGAAUACGGCAUGAGAAUGAUGGUGUUGUUUUGCUAGCCUUGAGAGAGCUCGAAUCGUACAUGCAAAAGCAGCAAGGUUAUCUGCAGACGUCCGCCAUCAGUGAGCAGCCUGAUUCGGUCGUCCCUACUCUCGCACGCUCUCUCCUUGAUUGCGCAUCACGGUACAACGCCGUCCACAGCGAAAUCAGCGAUCUAUGUACUCAAUGUCUGGGCCUGAUAGGUUGUCUGGACCCUAAUCGCGUGGAGACAAUCCGCGCCGAGAAGCAAAUCGUUGUCAAAAGCAAUUUCGAACACUCUGGUGAGACAACCGACUUCGUUAUUUAUAUACUGGAGGAAGUAUUGGUAAAAUCAUUCUUAUCUGCGAGUGAUACCAAGCUUCAAGGCUUUCUCUCGUAUGCUAUGCAAGAGCUUCUUGACAGAUGCGAUAUCCGAGUUGCGGUCGAAAUGCAAGGCUCACGAGAGGCUGCCCCUAUUUAUAGAAAAUGGCUGUCAAUGUCCGAAACUGCCCGGGAAGUCCUUAUCCCUUUUUUGACCUCGAGAUAUAUCCUUGCGCCAAUGGCCCCGCAGCACACAGUGUAUCCUAUUUUCCAUCCUGGUGAGACGAGGUAUGCCAACUGGAUGCGGAGCUUCACUCUCGACCUAAUGCGAAAACCUCAAGCCCCGUUUGCCCAACUCAUAUUCGAACCCCUCUGUCGAGUCAUUCGCAUUAAGGAUUUAUCAACAGCCGAGUUCUUAUUUCCAUAUGUAAUUUUACAUACAGUCGUCGGUGAAGAUACGUCUGAUGAAGAGCGCCUACAAGUCUUGAACGAGAUGCUCAACGUACUCCAGUACGAACUUCCGGCAAAUGCCAGCUAUGAAGAACGAGAAAACCAAAAAUUGUAUUGCGAGGCCGUAUUUCGCUUCAUUGACUACGCUAUGCGAUGGUUGCAGAUGAAGAGAACUCAGACUAACCUUGGUCCUCGGGACCUCUCUGCAAUCAACACAGUGCAAGGUUUUCUUGACUCUAUCCCAGCUGAGCUAAUAUCACAGCGAGCAGUGGAUUGCAAUGCUUAUGCUCGAGCUCUAUUUCACCUCGAGCAGCAUAUUCGUCAAGUAGACGAUGUGAGUAAGGGUGUGAAUGAGAGAGAUCGAUUACUCCAGAGACUCCAGGAUAUAUACACACAAAUUGACGAACCCGAUGGGCUCGAGGGGAUAUCCGCGCAUUUGCAUGUACUCGACGUUAACCAGCAGGUUCUGAGUCAUCGAAAGGCCGGACGGUGGGCUGCAGCACAGACUUGGUAUGAAAUCAAGCUGGUUGAAGACCCCGACAAUGUUUAUAUUCAGAUUGAUCUCUUAACUUGUCUUAAGGAAUCAGGACAGCAUGAUGUACUUCUUAAUUAUGUGGAAGGUAUUGAGAGGCACACAGCUAUCACCACCAUUAAUCGGAUAGUACCGUAUGCCGUAGAAGCGUCCUGGGCAACGGGGAGAUGGCAAACAAUGGAAAAAUUCAUCAAGAAGUACGAAGGGGAUCAUACAGAAAACUUCAACGUGUCCAUCGCCCAAGCCCUUCUCUAUCUACAAAAGGGAUGGAAUAAGGCCUUCGUCAACGAAAUGAGAACGCUUAGAGAAAGGGUCAAUUCUUCGAUGACUUUCUCAGUUACGUCGUCUUUGCAAGCUUGCCACGAGCCGAUGCUGAAAUGUCACGUACUAACCGACCUGGAGUUGAUUGCUGGAAUUAAUAAUGACGGUAAUCAGCAUCCGCAAGAAAUACUCAAAACUCUUAACCGGCGUCUCGAGGUUCUUGGGUCUUAUGUCAAUGACAAACAGUAUAUAUUGAGCAUUCGGCGGGCAGCCAUGGAAUUAAUGCGGCCAAGAUUUGGCGAUGUGGACAUUUCAGCUCUCUGGUUGUCGAGCGCUCGGCUCGCGAGGAAGGUCAAUUCUAUGCAUCAGUCCUUCAAUGCAGUACUCCAUGCAUCGCAGCUUGGCGAUGAUUCUGCAACCAUUGAGAAUGCUCGACUUUUAUGGAAAGAAGGCUAUAACAGAAAGGCCAUACAAACCCUUCAGGGGGCUAUUGAUAGCAAAGUCUUCGUCAGCAGAAGCUUCGUUGACCAUGAAUCCUCUGAGAAGAGUUUACAGUCAACACAGAGUAUGUUGACUGCACGCGCGCAGUUGCUCCUCGCAAAGUGGCUCGACAGCGCAGGACAGACGCAUGCUACCGCAUUACGGGAGCAUUAUCGGAACGUGCCUAAAAACCACGGCACUUGGGAGAAGGGCCACUAUUAUCUCGGUCGACACUACAAAAAAGUGCUUGAAUCCGAAAAGACUUUGAAACCAGAUGAUCAAAGCGACGAAUACCUGACGGGAGAAACGGCCAAGCUUGUCAUUGAGAAUUAUAUGCGGUCCUUAAAUUAUGGAACCAAGUACCUCUACCAGACCCUCCCGAGAAUCUUGACUCUUUGGCUUGAGCUAGGUGCCCAGGUCAAUAAAGCACCAGAAGGCAAAGUUUCACUCUCCAGGGAAUUGCAUCAUCGCCGUAAAACCCAGCUAGAAUUGCUACACAAAUACCUCUUCAAGGGCAUACAACGACUACCAGCUUACAUUUUCUAUACAGCUUUACCUCAGCUGGUAGCUCGCAUUGCCCAUCCCAACGCAGAGGUCUUCAUGAUACUCGAGGAAAUUAUUUUGAGAGUCGUCGAGGCUCACCCAAGGCAGGCACUGUGGAGCCUAUUUGCAGUCAUGACCUCUCGACAGGCGAUCCCCGAACGAAGGGCACGAGGUCAGCAGAUGCUCCUGAAGCUCAAAGGAAGGAGUAAGAAGGCAGAUAAUGGCUCUUACGAUAUGAAAACGUUACUCCGCAUGGGCGAGAGAUUGGCGGAGCAACUUCUCCUGGCUUGCCACAAUGGAGAUUUCCAGAGCAACAGGACCACGGUAGCGAGUAUCACCCGCGACCUGAAUUUCAACCACAAAUGCACGCCAUGUCCCCUUGUCGUCCCGAUCGAGGCCUGUCUUACGGCAACACUCCCUACCCUUACAGAUAAUGUCAAGAAACAUAAGGCAUUUUCGCGAGAUGUGAUUGUUAUCCAAAGUUUCCUAGACGAGGUUCUGGUACUGGGCUCUCUAGCAAAGCCUCGGAAGCUCACAGCCCGAGGAUCAAAUGGCGUCAACUAUGGCCUUCUAAUCAAACCAAAGGACGACCUCCGGACUGAUCAGCGUCUUAUGGAAUUCAACAGCAUGAUCAACCGAUCUCUAAAACGAGAUGCAGAAUCCAGUAGGAGACAACUUUACAUCAGAACGUACGCCGUUACGCCGCUAAACGAAGAGUGUGGUAUUAUCGAGUGGGUCGAUGGGCUCAGAACUAUACGGGAUAUACUACUUAACAUUUACCGCACUCGCAGCAUCGUCCCCAACUAUCAACAACUAGCACAGAUGAUGAAGGAUGCAUUAAUAGGGGAAAAUAAUAUCAAACUAUUCACGGAGGAUAUAUUGGGAAUGUUUCCAGCGGUGCUUCCAAACUGGUUCAUUGCGCAAUUCCCUAAUCCUUCGGCCUGGUUCACGGCAAGACUACGAUAUACGAGAUCGUGUGCGGUUAUGUCGAUGGUUGGCACCAUUCUAGGACUCGGUGACCGCCACGGCGAGAACAUACUGCUGGAAGAAGGCAACGGUGGCGUAUUCCAUGUCGAUUUCAACUGUCUCUUCGACAAGGGUCUUACAUUUGCACAGCCUGAAAAGGUUCCGUUCCGCUUAACUCACAACUUAGUAGCGGCGAUGGGAAUAUACGGGUACGAGGGCCCAUUUCGACAAUGCUCGGAGCUCACGUUGAGUAUCCUGAGGCAGCAAGAAGAGACGCUUAUGACGAUCCUGGAGGCGUUUAUCUACGACCCAACGCUUGACCUGCAGCGAGACAAGCGUUCAAAGAAGAACGAGGUGGUAAAGCUCAACCCACAGAGCGUGGUUGACAGCAUCAAGAGGAAGGUUAGGGGUUUGCUACCGGAUGAGAGUAUCCCGUUGGGAGUUGAGGGACAGGUGGAAGAGCUUAUCAAGCAGGCUGUUAAUCCGAGGAACUUGGUUGCUAUGUAUAUUGGUUGGUGUCCUUUCUUGUGAGGUAAGGAGGGUUGGGCUGGUUUGCUUGCGUGGAAGAAAGACAUCUAUGGAUGUAUUAAGGAUAGUAGCUAAGGUAGGUAUUCUAUCAUGAGUGAUGUUUGUUCUGGAAAGAUAUUUGAGUAAUCGAUGGGAUGAGUGACACUAAGCUACUAAGGUUAGUUUGUUUAUAAUCAGGUGAUCGUUUCCGGUUUAAAGAUUGAAUUGUGUGCAAA